UCGCCAAUGCAAACUGUCCCAUUCACAACCCCAAAAGCUACUCCAUUUGCCUUCUCAUCGUCCCCAAAGCGUAGAAACUCCUCCAAUUCAAAUCCAACUUCGCUUCAACCUGUUACCUAUAUGGGCAGCCAUAUAUGCACAUGAGGAGACUUCAAUAGCCCUAACUGUCGAACUUGCUCUCCGCUCCGCUCCGCUCCGCCGCCUCCCCUGCUCCCUGUAAGCCGAGUAAAUCCGUUCCCCAUUCCUUCUAACGAGCAGGUUUACCAGAGAGAGAGAGAGAAAGAUGGAGGGAGGGAGGGAAAAUCUGUUAUAAAGAGGUCUAGAAGCCUCAAAAGCAGCCCUUCCGUCGCCGACGCCGCUUUCAGCACAUCGCGCGCCUCCGUCGCCCUUCCGUCUCCCGCAGCUGCAACUCCCAACAGGUUUGAAGCUUUGGGUUUGAAAUUGGUAAUUUGGCACUUGGCAGUGUGCUUCCAGAGUUCCAGCUUUUCAGUGUGAUUUUGGCACUUUGGCAAUUGGAAAUUUGGCAGUGUGUAGUGUGUUUGUUAAUUGUUAGUUUAGACUUUAGACUUGGAGUUAUUUUGGAGUUUAGACUUGUGAAUUGUUAUAUUUUAUUUUUUAUUUUUUAACUUUUUCAAGUGUAAUUCUCUAUUAAUUGUGGAAUAAUUUGUUAAUCUUUCGGGUUUUUGGUAACUGGUUUUGGUCGGUUAUAGCAAUUUUAAUCGGUGGCCGACCGUUUGCUCACCCCAUCAACAAAGGAGAUUCUUCUAUUAUCCUUCAUUUCUUGGGAAAAAGAUGUCUCUUUUGAGCAAACUCCCCUGUAUUUCUUCUUCUGCUAAUGCUAGAUUGAGAAAAAUCGAAUCUUUUUCCCUAAACCCAGUUUGCUCAUUACACUAUGCAUCCUGUUCCAAUUCCCCGUUCACUGAGAAGCAUUCAACGGAGAGGUACCAGAGGGACAGCUGGAUUUACAAGAACAAAUUGGAGCAGCCCUCUUCUUGCCCGCUCCCAGCUGACCCUGACCCUACCUUUGUCAAGGACUAUGACAUUGCUCAGCAGCUCCCUGAGCUCAAGAAGCUGCUUCAGGUGUUGAGGGAGAAGAGAGGGGAAAAUGGUAGUGGUGAGAAGAGAGGGCCUGGGAAUGUGUUUUUGGUGGGGACGGGGCCAGGGGACCCAGAAUUAUUGACUCUCAAGGCGUUGAAAGUGAUUCAGAAUGCUGAUUUGUUGUUGUAUGAUAGAUUGGUUUCUAAUGAUGUGCUCAGUUUAGUGGGUCCUGAUGCUAGGCUUCUCUAUGUUGGCAAAACUGCUGGGUACCAUAGCAGAACACAGGAUGAAAUUCAUGAGUUGCUUUUGAGUUUUGCUGAAGUUGGGGCCAAUGUUGUGCGUCUAAAAGGAGGGGAUCCAUUGGUGUUUGGACGGGGUGGAGAAGAGAUGGACAUUCUACAACAACAAGGAAUUGAAGUGAAAGUCAUUCCUGGUAUUACGGCAGCUUCGGGAAUAGCAGCAGAGCUUGGAAUCCCAUUGACACACCGUGGCAUUUCCAAUAGUGUUAGAUUUCUUACUGGCCACUCUAGAAAAGGAGGAACAGAUCCUCUAUUUGUAGCCGAGAAUGCUGCUGACCCUGACUCUACUUUGGUUGUUUAUAUGGGAUUGUCAACUCUUCCUUCUCUUGCGUCAAAGUUGAUGUAUCAUGGCCUACCUCCGGAUACGCCAGCUGCUGCUGUUGAACGAGGAACCACGCCACACCAACGCUCAGUAUUUGCUGAAUUGAACAAUCUAGCAGAUGAAAUUUCUUCAAAUCAAUUGGUAUCACCAACUUUGAUCAUCAUCGGGAAGGUUGUUGCACUUUCACCAUUGUGGCCACAUUCUACUGAAGGGGCUCCAGUCUUGGUUGAGGCCAAAUUAUAGAUGGAGAUCAUGCACUCAUGAUGGCCUGCAAGCAUUAUUUGCAGGUAAUAAUAUAUGGACUUUGGUUACCGUGGGUGUUUUCUUAUGUUCAGUUUGACACGUUGGUGCCAGCCUGGAUGCUAAUUAGGCAAGAAUGCUGCUCUGCUUACUGGUUUUUUGAGCUGAAUCUCGUAUGAGAUGAAUGCUACUAACGAUUCUUUAGGAAAAAAAACGAUGGUUGGAUUUACGAUGGAUGUGGGCAUUGUAGGAGCAAAAUGAACAACAUUUCCUUUGGUCUGUUUAAACUUUAAAGUGUAGAUGGGAUAGGCAAAUCUUGAUUGUGGCUACUGCCUACUGGCUAUUCAUUGGGUUACCCAAUAGUAGAUUAAUCAUUUUCUUUAAGGGAUGAGAAUUUGAGAUUUGAUAAAUUUUCUUUGGGGAAAUUGCAGCUUUAGGCUUUGAAAUAAGGUAGGUGUAAUUUUCAAUCCUAGUCAAUAUGGAGUUGCAAAUUAUUCAUCAAAGUGGUGUAUUUAAUUCUUGUUCUGAUGAAUGGAAUUAUUUUAGACGAAAAUUUGAACAA
This is a messenger RNA of Ipomoea triloba (trilobed morning glory), 2461 nucleotides long. Its product is annotated as uroporphyrinogen-III C-methyltransferase-like. Gene Ontology annotation, molecular function: uroporphyrin-III C-methyltransferase activity. The record is from RefSeq and is a predicted model, not a curated record. Lineage: Eukaryota; Viridiplantae; Streptophyta; Magnoliopsida; Solanales; Convolvulaceae. The transcript is spliced from 6 exons. Gene Ontology annotation, biological process: siroheme biosynthetic process. Bases 793 to 1902 code for a protein of 369 amino acids.